CCGAGCGCCCGGGCGGCUGCCCCAGCUGGGCAGUGCUGCUGUGCGCCGCGCUCGGUGCCCGCGCUCCCCGCUCCGCGCUCCCCGCCAGCCGCCCCGGGGCAGGAGGCGCGCCUGGCGGCCGGCCGGCCAGACAAAGGAGGCGCGGCGCGGCGGAGCCGGCGCGGGCCAACGGACCAUGGACUCGGGGCGCGAGCGGCCGGCCCCAGCCCUGAGGACCCGGCGCCCCCGGGCCCGGCCCUAGGCGCCCGGCUCCGCCGCCCGGGGCGCGCAGCGGGGAGGACGCGGAGCCCGUGCGGCGCGGAGGAGGAGGCGGCGGCCGCCGAGCUAGAGGGGCGCCGCGGCGGACGGCCCGCGCGGCCCCCGGAGCCAUGGGCAAGUGCAGCGGGCGCUGCACGCUCGUCGCCUUCUGCUGCCUGCAGCUGGUGGCUGCACUGGAGAGGCAGAUCUUUGACUUCCUGGGCUAUCAGUGGGCUCCUAUCUUAGCCAACUUCCUGCACAUCAUGGCCGUCAUCCUGGGCAUCUUCGGCACCGUGCAGUACCGCUCCCGGUACCUCAUUCUGUAUGCAGCCUGGCUGGUGCUCUGGGUUGGCUGGAAUGCAUUUAUCAUCUGCUUCUACCUGGAGGUCGGACAGCUGUCCCAGGACCGGGACUUCAUCAUGACCUUCAACACGUCCCUGCACCGCUCCUGGUGGAUGGAGAAUGGGCCAGGCUGCCUAGUGACACCUGUCCUGAACUCCCGCCUGGCCCUGGAAGACCACCAUGUCAUCUCUGUCACCGGCUGCCUGCUUGACUAUCCCUACAUCGAAGCACUCAGCAGUGCUCUGCAGAUCUUCCUGGCUCUGUUCGGCUUUGUGUUCGCCUGCUACGUGAGCAAAGUGUUCCUGGAGGAGGAGGACAGCUUCGACUUCAUCGGUGGCUUUGACUCCUACGGAUACCAGGCGCCCCAGAAGACGUCGCAUUUACAACUGCAGCCUCUGUACACGUCGGGGUAGCCGCGCUCCCACCCGGGCGCCGCGUGCUUGCUGGCUAGACUGAAGCUGAGGCCACCAGGUCGGGCCCAAAUGGCAGGCGCGCCCCUGGCGGCUAGCGGACCGACUGCAGCCUGCACUAGCUGGGUCCGCCGGACAUGGACCUGGCCCUUCGCAGCCCGACUCCAAGGGUGGGGCGGGCCGGGCGGGGGAGGGGAUCGCGGGGGUUUGUAUUUUUUUUUUUUUUUUUUAUCUCAGCCUUGGUGUGCGCUGGGGCCUCCCUCCCUGCUCCAGCCUCUUCUUUUUGAAACCCUUCACCCAACUUCCGGUCCCGUGUCCAGAGAGAAAUGGCAUUCACCUCAUUUUACCACACUGGUUCACCAGCCUUGGGGAGAGUUACUGUGACCUAGAAGCAGGAGUCCUGGGUUCCAGUUGCAGCUCCGUCACUGACUCUCUGUGUGACAUCUGGCAAGGCCCUUGCCCUCUCUGGGCCUCAGUUUCCCUCAAAUAAUUAAAAUAAUCUCUUAGCA
Molecule: messenger RNA, 1498 nt
Organism: Felis catus (domestic cat)
Lineage: Eukaryota; Metazoa; Chordata; Mammalia; Carnivora; Felidae
Gene: NKAIN1
Product: sodium/potassium transporting ATPase interacting 1
Exons: 7
Coding region: 369-992 (207 amino acids)
Biological process (GO): regulation of sodium ion transport
Source: RefSeq, a predicted model, not a curated record